GUUGAUGUUAACAAUAUGGCAGCGUUUUUACAGUGGAGAAAAUUCGUCUUCUUUGAUAAAGACACCGUGAAAGACCCCGCAGAUAGCGGGAAAACCUUUACUCUCCCCAAAGGAAUAACGGCAAGUGACUCCGGCCGGAGCCAUGUUGUUCUCGGAGAUAUGGAGGGGAGAAUCUGGCUCCUGUCUCGCUCCCUGCAGCUCACCUCUUUUCAGGCCUACAAGCUGCGGGUGACCCACCUGUUCCAGCUGAAACAGCACAGCAUCCUGGUGUCAGUGGGGCAAGAUGAACCUGGAAUAAACCCUCUAGUAAAGGUCUGGAACCUUGAAAAGAGAGACAGUGGAAAUCCUCUCUGUACCAGGAUUUUCCCUGCCAUUCCAGGCAACAAACCCACAGAAGUCUCUUGCCUGAGUGUCAAUGAGAACCUCAACUUCAUGGCCAUUGGCUUCACAGACGGCAGUGUGGUUCUGACCAAAGGUGACAUCACCAGAGAUCGUCACAGUAAAACUGUGAAUCUGCACGAGGGGAGCAGUCCAGUCACCGGCCUUGCCUUCAGACAAAUGGCCAAAAUGACACAUUUGUUUGUUGCCACUCUGGAGAAAGUUUUUUGCUACACCCUGUCCAACAAGGAAUAUCCUAAAUUAGAGCUCGGUAGCCAUGGCUGUGCGCUGCGCUGCUCGUCCCUGUCUGAUCCGUCCCAGGAUUCCCAGUUCGUCGUUGCUGGGAAUGAAUGUGUGUACCUGUACCAACCAGAUGAACGGGGGCCUUGCUUUGCUUUUGACGGUCUCAAGCUGUUGGCCCUCUGGCACCGUGGAUAUUUGUUCUUACUCACCAGAGACGUGAAGUCACCCAGCAAAACAGGGUUUGACAGCAGGGACAGCUCCCAAUCAGAGAAACAGCUUUUGACCGUCUACGACCUGGACAACAAGUUUAUCGCCUACAGCGCCACUUUUGACGAUGUGAUUGAUGUGGUGGCAGAGUGGGGCUCCUUCUACAUUCUGACCAGAGACGGACAAAUGUCUGUACUCCAGGAAAAAGACACGCAGACCAAACUCGAGAUGCUGUUCAAGAAGAACUUGUUUGUGAUGGCCAUAAACCUGGCUAAGAGCCAGCACCUGGACAGUGACGGACUCUCAGAGAUCUUCAGACAAUACGGAGAUCAUUUAUACCUAAAGGGGGACCAUGAUGGAGCCAUCCAGCAGUACAUCCGAAUUAUCAGGAAGGGCUGCGAUACAUUGGCCGUUUACCUUUUGAGCAAGCUGAGAGCAACAUGAAACGUUACGGUAAGACGCUCAUGCACCACGUUCCUGAAGGUACAACCAUGCUGCUUAAAGGCUUGUGCACCAACUACCAGCCCAGUGGAGACACUGCUGACAGAGACAGUUUGGACAGGAUUAAGGCAAAUUCUGAGGAAUUCAUUCCCAUUUUUGCCAAUAACCCCCGAGAACUGAAAGCCUUUCUGGACCACAUGAUCAACGUGGAUCCCCACUCUCCUCAGGGUGUGUACGACACACUGCUGGAGCUCCGGCUGCAGGACUGGGCACACGAGCAGGACCGUGAGAAAAAAACCAUCCUGCAAGAGGAAGCUCUGUCCCUGUUGAGAAGUGACAACACUGUGUUUGAUAAGGCCCUGGUUCUUUGUCAGAUGCACAAUUUUAAAGAAGGCAUCCUCUACCUUUAUGAGAAGGGCAAACUGUAUCAGCAGAUAAUGCAUUACCACAUGCAGAAUGAGGAGUAUGGGAAAGUAGUGCAGGCCUGCAAGCAGUAUGGAGAGCAGGAGGGCUGCCUCUGGGAGCAGGCCCUGGGAUACUUUGCAAGAAAGGAAGAGGACUGUAAGGCCUARAUCAGUGAGGUUCUGCGUCACAUUGAUCAGAAAAACCUGAUGCCUCCAUUACUUGUUGUGCAGACUCUAGCACACAACUCGACGGCCACUCUCUCGGUUAUCAAGGACUACCUCAUCAGUAAGAUGCAGAGAGAAAGCCAGCAGAUAGAGGAUGACGAACGUAAAAUCUGCCAGUACCGGGAGGAGACGGCUCAUGUCCGCUCUGAGAUCCAGGAGCUGAAAACCAGCGCCAAGAUCUUUCAGAAGACUAAAUGCAGCAUGUGCAACAGUCCCUUGGAGCUUCCAUCAGUUCACUUCCUGUGCAGCCACUCCUUCCACCAGCACUGCUUCGAAAGCUACUCAGAGAGCGAGGCCGAGUGUCCAACCUGCACGCCAGAAAACCGUAAAGUCAUCGAUAUGCUGCGUGCUCAAGACCAGAAACGUGACCUUCAUGAUCUUUUCAACCGACAGCUGCACAGCUCUAAUGACGGCUUCUCGGUUGUGGCGGACUACUUUGGUCGAGGAGUAUUUAACAAACUCACUUUGGUCACAGACCCUCCUGGUAACAAAGCUAUUGGGGGUCUGGAAGCCAACCUACAGCGAGACCUUCUUACCCAGAAGAAGAGAAACGGUUAGAAGUGUCAGAGACUGGUUCUGSUUUGUCGUUAGAUGACACUUAAUUUGACAGCUGCUAGUGUCUGUGGUGCGCCUUGUUGUGUAAAUGUUACAUUUGGCUGUGUAUAAAAUCAAUAUUAAAUAUCACAGUGUUAAACUAAUGAUUCAUGGAAUAAAUACAGUCAAUCCUAAUAAACUGAAUGAUUCAAAUAA
Austrofundulus limnaeus is the source of this 2648-nucleotide messenger RNA. RefSeq names its product VPS11 core subunit of CORVET and HOPS complexes (gene vps11). The record is from RefSeq and is a predicted model, not a curated record. Gene Ontology annotation, molecular function: protein binding; protein-macromolecule adaptor activity. Gene Ontology annotation, cellular component: HOPS complex; endosome. NCBI's taxonomy places the organism in Eukaryota, Metazoa, Chordata, Actinopteri, Cyprinodontiformes, Rivulidae. Gene Ontology annotation, biological process: endosome organization; organelle fusion; intracellular protein transport.